GCAGAUAGUUGUCCGCGCUGUAGCCUGCCUGUAGCCAAAAAGGAAGGAAGGAAGGUUGUGGAGAAGAAGGAGAGGAACAAAGAAAUGGAAGGACUUGUUUUCUCGCACAUCAAGCCAUAGAAGAAAAUUCGUACGUCAAUCACACCAAUUUGAUUCUCCAGAAUCUUGGGCGGAUUCUACUAGAAAUACAUAUUUUUUUGGUUGCUUCCUUAUCUCAUUCGCAAGUGUCUCUGGAUUCUCGGCCUUCCUCCUCGUCCUCGUUCGGUUUUCUGCGCUGCCAUUUUCAGGCUCUUCCAAUCACAGACUCUACAAUGAGCAAUCCAUACGGCGUGAGUCAGGAUCAAAUGAGUAUUGCUGGAUUUGACGUCCCAAAUUCUCCGGACGCAAGCUAUAGCAACGCCUACAAUGCAGGUGAAGAUGAAGGGCGGGAGCCUCCGAGUCUGCCGCCCCACCUCCAGCAUACGCUGCUAAACCAUGCAACGAACAGCAGCGACACAUCGUCGGGCUCCCUUCCGUCCCCCCAGAAUGUUACUCUGAAUCACCUCUACAUCGAGAACAGAGAGCCUCCGCGAUCAGUGGUGGCGCUCGGGGUCACUCACCGCUUUCGCGCCAAAUUUGUUACGGUGGUGCUGUAUAAGCCGGUUCCGAGGAGGUGAUCUGAUCCGACCCGAUCCGACCACAGUCUCUGUUCGAUUUAAUUUUAUUCGAUAUUAUUAUUGAGAGCGCGGUAGCUGUAAUUGAUUUGAAUUGCAGAUUGAGAGAGAGAGAGAAGAGAGAGAGAGAGAGAGAGAGAGAGAAGGAAGGUAUAAUGAACUAAUACAGUAUAAUGCAAGUUAGGUACUGCCGUGUGUGUGUUGUUGUUGAAGGCUGAGAUGAGACAGUUGAAAUUUGUUUGUGUUGCUUUCCUUCCUUCCAUCAUUAUUGACUUCACUUGAAUUUAGUUGCUAUUUAAAGGGAUAGAAGAAAUUAUAAACUCUACUUACUAUUUGUUGUUA
Andrographis paniculata is the source of this 995-nucleotide messenger RNA. Its product is annotated as SNF1-related protein kinase regulatory subunit beta-3. Bases 312 to 656 code for a protein of 114 amino acids. Gene Ontology annotation, molecular function: protein binding. The record is from RefSeq and is a predicted model, not a curated record. The transcript is spliced from 4 exons. Lineage: Eukaryota; Viridiplantae; Streptophyta; Magnoliopsida; Lamiales; Acanthaceae.